This is a messenger RNA of Pygocentrus nattereri (red-bellied piranha), 4955 nucleotides long. RefSeq names its product glycerol kinase (gene gk). NCBI's taxonomy places the organism in Eukaryota, Metazoa, Chordata, Actinopteri, Characiformes, Serrasalmidae. Gene Ontology annotation, biological process: glycerol-3-phosphate biosynthetic process; glycerol metabolic process; triglyceride metabolic process. Gene Ontology annotation, molecular function: glycerol kinase activity. The transcript is spliced from 21 exons. Gene Ontology annotation, cellular component: mitochondrion. The record is from RefSeq and is a predicted model, not a curated record. Bases 95 to 1798 code for a protein of 567 amino acids.
GCAGUGUCGUGUGUGAGCCGGUGCCGUGUCUGAGUCGUGGGUGACGGCGGCGGUGCCUCGGACGGUUUCGCUUCUCUGCUGGCCCUCUUCUCCAAUGAACGGCACAAUGGCCGCGUCCUCCAACAGGAUCAUGCUGGGCCCCCUCGUAGCCGCUAUCGACCAAGGCACCAGCUCCACGCGUUUCUUGGUAUUUAAUGCUAAAACGGCAGAGCUGUUGAGCCACCAUCAAGUGGAGAUUCAGCAAAGUUUUCCUAAAGAGGGCUGGGUGGAAGAAGACCCAAAAGAAAUCCUCCAGUCCGUAUACGAGUGCAUGGACAGAACCUGUGAGAAACUGACUCAACUCAACAUUGACAUCUCCAAUAUCAAAGCCAUUGGUGUUACCAAUCAGCGAGAAACCACACUGGUCUGGGACAAGGAAACGGGCGAGCCACUUUAUAAUGCGAUUGUAUGGCUGGAUCUGCGUACACAGUCCACAGUGGAGAGACUCAUCAACAAAACCCCAGGCAGGAACAAAAACCACCUGAAGCAUAAGACAGGACUUCCCAUUAGCACUUAUUUCAGUGCAGUGAAGCUUCGCUGGCUAAUGGACAAUGUGGAGGACGUGCACAAGGCUGUCCUCUCGCACAGAGCCAUGUUUGGUACCGUUGACUCUUGGCUUAUAUGGUGCCUGACUGGGGGAAAGAAGGGAGGUGUCCAUUGUACAGAUGUGACAAAUGCUAGCAGAACGAUGCUCUUCAAUAUUCACACUAUGGAUUGGGAUCCAGAUCUCUGCAACUAUUUUGAUAUACCAAUGGAGAUUCUUCCAAAAGUGAGGAGUUCUUCAGAGAUCUACGGUUUAAUGAAAAUCAGUUCUAGUCUGAAAUCUGGUGCGCUCACUGGUGUUCCUAUAUCAGGGUGUCUAGGGGACCAAUCAGCUGCUCUUGUGGGACAGAUGUGUUUUCAAGAUGGCCAGGCCAAAAAUACUUAUGGGACAGGCUGUUUCCUCCUAAGAAACACAGGGUCAAAGCCAGUGAUGUCAGACCAUGGGCUGUUAACAACAGUGGCGUACAAACUGGGUCGAGACAAGCCAGCCUGCUAUGCACUGGAGGGUUCGGUUGCCAUAGCCGGGGCAGUUGUGCGUUGGUUGAAAGAUAACCUUGGGAUUAUCCAGACUUCUACAGAGCUAGAGAAACUGGCUGCUGGUGUUGGCACAUCAUACGGUUGCUACUUUGUCCCUGCGUUUUCCGGACUGUACGCCCCCUACUGGGAGCCCAGUGCUAGAGGAAUCAUCUGUGGUCUGACUCAGUUUACAAACAAGAGUCACUUGGCCUUUGCUGCCCUUGAAGCAGUCUGCUUUCAGACACGAGAGAUCCUGGAUGCAAUGAAUCAGGACAGUGGGAUUCCUCUCAAUCAGCUGCAGGUUGAUGGAGGCAUGACCUCUAACAGGCUCCUCAUGCAGCUACAGGCUGAUAUACUCUGCAUUCCAGUGGUGAAGCCGUCCAUGCCAGAGACCACUGCUCUAGGAGCAGCUAUGGCAGCAGGAGCAGCUGAAGGGGUCAGUGUUUGGAGUCUGAGUCCUGAGGACCUUACAGAGGUCACCUCAGAGAAAUUUGAACCCCAAAUCAACCCAGAAGAGAGUGAAUUCAGAUAUGCUCGCUGGAAGAAGGCUGUCCAGAGAGCCAUGAACUGGGAGACCACAGAACCAAUCAUGAACGGAAAUGAGGAAUCUAGUAUCUUCAGUAGUGUUCCACUGGGCUUUUACAUUCUCGGUAGCAUGUUAAUGUUAAUUGGAGCAAAAUACAUUGCAGGCCACAAGUAGAUUUCUACAAUCAUCUUCCAUAUUGAAGAAUAACAGAAAUGACGGGGUCUUUAGACACGUCCUUCUUCAACUCAAGACAGUGGUCCAGUGUCCGACCACAAUGGCAUGCAAUUCCCCCACGGACAUUCCAGCUGUAGCAACUAAGCUGCCAGAUAAGUUUCCAGCAGCAGACACUUUUCUCUCAACCUUAUUUGCCAAGGAAUAUCUGGCAAACUAAGCUUUUGAGGUUACCAGAGUUGCCAAUUGUGGAAUUGUAGUGUUGGGCACCUGCAACACAUUUUUGUCCUGUUCCUGCAUGAUACAACUGUGGAUCCUCUUCUCUUCACAGGUCCUUUGUGUUUAUUGGCUAUAUUGUAAAUUCCAAAGGACCAUCAAUGUUUCAUCAGCUUUUUAUUGUGCCACCUGGUCUUCACUGAAUAACUUUCUGGUUGGAGGAAAACGGUAGUAAUCUUCUUGGUUUUCAUGGUGUGGUUUGUCUUUGGUCGCCUCUUGGAUUUGAAGGUGGCAGUCAUUAAAGUAGAGAACGACCGAUACGCUGGUCGGCUGAAGAGGUAGAUGAAUAUAUAACAAAGUAUAACAUUUUCACAGUCACAACAUGCUUUACAAUACCCCAUUUAAAACACUAUAAUAAACUAUUAAUACAAUGUUUUAUAUACUGCACUGCACUAAAUUCAACUAAACACGAUUACGGCCUCUAUGUAAUGGAACAUGCAGUUGUUCAAUGUCUGUUAAUACUGUUGAACAUUGUGAUGUAAUUUAUCACAAUCAUGACUGAGGUGGUCAUAUUGCCCGCCCCUAGUUGACUAAUAAUGUGUGCAGAUAUUAAGGUCCCAUAGACUUGUUAGUAUUGGCAAUGUUUCUACUGAUAAAGCACAGACAAUUUGUUUCUUCUUAUAUUAUAAAUGAACGGGAAUGGUCAUGACGGGAAUGGUCAGGUCACUUUUGCAGAGUUCAUGGAUUCUUGGUCACAAGACUGUGACCAAACUCGCACUCUGUUUUUGUUGCAACCUAACCUUUAGCAAGAGAAUAACUCUUCUCUAUGAAGAGAACUGAUGGGAAAAGUAAGAGGACUUUAACAGAAACCAAAACUGCACAAUUGGAAUUCAGUUCUGGUAUCAGUCACAACACUUUCCCUACUUUCCCUACAAAUGGCAUUUGCCAUUUUUCAUGACUCUGUCUGAGAAACAACCCAAGUUUUUGGAGCACUUUACUAAGGAUUAUGUUGUGUAAUUUAUGUAUGCACUAUAGGUGACUGUGAAAGAUUUUUUUUUAAAGAAUUUUAUACGAUUUUACCUGCUGACAAAGUUGUGCCGUGAUGCUAGCGAGAGUACUUUUCACAAAGGGGCCAUUACAGUUACCUGACCCAAAACACUGUGGAUCAUAAGGUAGAAAAAAGCCCUUCUGCACUAAUCUAGGACCAGCUGCCCCAGCUUAAUCAAGACCAUUUAUACAAAUUACAGUAAAACUGUUCCCAGAUCCUGAGCCAGAAUCUGCCAACACUUUAACUGUCAAGAUGGCUCAUACAUUUGUCCUAUAAAUCAUGCUAAAGGAAGCAAAGACGAUUUGUUUUUGUAUUUUUAAUCAGCGUCAUCUUCUUUCUGUAACAAGGUGCCAAAAACAAGUACAGAUACAAAGUACAGUUUUCUACCAGUCUACUAAUGAUAGCUUUAGUUCAGCAUUAUAAAAGAUGGGGAGCAUCAGUAAGGUGUGGGUUCAACUUUUAACAAUGCAUGCUGCAUCAGUUGGCAGUGCUCAUAUUGUAAGUCCCAUGCUAUUUGUGCCUCUUGUACAUCCCUUUUUUACCGUUUGUGGGUUUGUUUGUGUUUUUUUUGGUUCAUUUUUUCAAAGUGAUAGCUCUCUAAGUAUUAUUUUAUUAUUUUGCGUAAUUAAAACUGCUGUUUUCCUGAGUCACCACUAGUUGUAGGCUCUUUAGUUAGUCCAGCUGGCCAAAAUGCAUAUCAUUUUAUUACCCGCACUGGUGCAAGGAUCACGGUUUAUUAUUGUUUUUUCUGUAUAGGCCUGUGUAAGGUGACGAGUAAAAGAGUUACAGUGCCUGUAGAAAUAAAUGUACCGCCAUUUUACAUUGUUCUUUUCUUUUCUUCUGUGUGAACCACAGCCAGGCCCUAGUAUAACAUAACUGAGCUGUUAAACAUUAAGUGAUGUCAUAUCCUACGUUAUCACAUUUGUUGUUCUGUAACAUGGAUUAGACUGUUCCAGAAAUGCAGCUGUUGAGCUGAGCUGGUUGAAGGUGCAUGGUGCUGCAGGCAGAUAUGAUAUCUGUACAAGAAGCCAUCUCUGAUGUACAAUCUGUGUUUUAGGACAUCCUCACACCUCUGAGCCAGUUUUCAGGAUGCCAUUUUAUAGUCCUGCUGUGAAAUAAGGUUCUUAUAAACAGCAUCUAAUAUAGCACUGGCUAGCAAAAAGAAAUGCGUUGUUUACUGUACUCGUUUAGCUGCACACAGAUGAAUUGCACUGGUAAAAUGAACUUUUCAUGACAUUUACAAUCCCAACAAACUUAAUGGUACCAAUGUCAUUACAUGACUUUUUCCACCUGCUGGCUUGUAUCUCAGAGAUUUUUUUUUUUUUGUCGAGCUGUCUUUGUUUGGUGUCAUGCAAUUUUCCUCUUUUUUUUUUUUUUUAUUUAAGCAUUAGGCAAGGUUCAAAGUUAAGUAACUUGCUGUCAAUAUUUAAGAACCAUAAUCAAAAAUUGAUAAUGCCAUACUGCACUUCAUUUUACACAGAGCCAUCAGUUUGUACGAUGAAGUCCAUAUUUGUAGUUUACUGUAGAUUUGUAAAGGAACAUUUUGGAGGUAUGUGUACGAUCUGUGCUGAUUUUUCAACUCUGGAUUUGUAUUUUAAUUUUUUUUUUCUACUUUACUUGAACUUACCCAUACACUGUUAUAAAGCAUAGCAGUGGCCAGUAUUAUUGAUACUUGCAUAGCAAAUCUAUCCUCACCUUUUUUCUGGUUAUGUUGGUGUUGGUAUGAAUGUAUGUUGCAUGACAAAUCGGUCAGUUAUCACUAACCUCUGGACUCAAAUUAAAUUAUUUGACUUGCUUGUGUUUAAUAUUCAUUUUUCUUGCUGUCUUCAUUAAAAACUGUAGUGUUUAAAUUCUGACACGUGUUCAUAUGAUUUUAUAAUAAAAUGUUGCAGAAUG